GAGACCACUUGCGGAAUCCGCAUCUAUCAGGAGAGCUGCACUCGCGCUUACUCUGUGACGCUGCUCAGCCUCGCCCUGCCCUACUCGCCGCCGCCGCUCUCACUGGGUCAGCAUGGCCACCGCUGCAGCCUACGGUGCCCAGCUUGGCAUGAGCCCCUCGACAAGCUAUGGCUCCCAGCAUGACAUGCAGCAACUCGCGGGCGAGGACCAGCAGGAGGAAAUGACUACCUUCUGGUGUCGUGCUCUCUAUGACUACCAGAAGUCCGAUGCAUCAUCUCUCUCGUUCCAGAAGAACGACAUUAUCGAGGUCCUGAGCAAACUGGAGUCAGGAUGGUGGGACGGUCUACUAGGCGAGGAGCGGGGUUGGUUCCCUUCCAACUAUGUGACGGUUAUCUCGGAGGAAGAGGCAGAGAUGUCCCUCACUGGGACAGACAUGUCUGCGUCCCAGCAGCCAUCUCUCGCCGAUGACUCUAUGGUGGACAUGGCUCACAGCAUGUCCAGGAGUCUAUCUCAGGACGACGAUUGGCUCAAUGCCGAGAUGGAGUAUUCCAACCCCGUCCAGACUCCAGCACCUCAAAGGAAUGGCGUGAAUGGGAGGACCAUCCAACAUAACGACUUUUGGGUACCCCAGGUAUCGCAGGAUGGCAGGAUAUUCUACGUGAACACACAAACAGGGCAGCAGUCGAGAGACCUUCCUCAGGAGGUCGAGUAUGACCCCGACGCAGACAUGGCUGCGCUGGGCCCCCAGACGUCCUCCCGAGCAGGAACCAGUGCUGGGCUUGGCUUGGCUUCGGCAGACGUACAAGACAAUGGGUAUGGCGCUGCCGCCGGGUUUGGUGUUCCGAGGCGGUCGCGUACACCGGAGCCGUGGAUGAGGCGGCUAGCCGACGACGGUCUCUCGUACUACUACGUGAACAAGCUCAACGGGGAGGUUUCCUGGACACCUCCGGAAUCCACCCCGGUGCGGGAGCUCCCGAGGACACAGGGACCAUCGCGAGAAGGAGGCUUUGGUAGCCGCGAGGUGGCGCCGACUACGGGUCGUCUACGCUCAGGUUCAUCUGUGUCUGCAACGAGGGAGCGUAGUGGCAGCCUCUCUGAUAGGCUCAGCAUCAGCUCCGAGGAUUCGGACAUUUUCCCCACUCGACGAGAUCGUUCAGGAUCGACACUAAGAGAUGUGGGGGCGAAUGGUGCCCGCCAGCCUCAGCCGCAUGCCCAACAGAUCUUCCUUACACCUCCAGAACAUUUGGCCAAGAGGCUGCAGCACGCACUCGUUCCCCCAGCCCCGGAGUCACCUAUGGAUUUGUCAAGUCAAGUGCGGGAAGCGAUAGCGGCAAUUGUGGAGCAUCUGCAGACCGUUGCGCCUCGCCACUCGGAGCAAUUCGAGGAGGUCGAUCAACGUGUACUGGAAGUGGUAUCAACGGUGCGGAAUCUACUGUAUGUCACGGCUACCCCAUCCGGUCACAUUCCCAGCAACCUUUAUCCCCGCGACGGCCAGGAUCCACGACCGUCAUCCACCGGUCAGUCUCUUCAGGCGCAUCUCAAAGCAGCACAAAGGAAAGUGGCUGGCACCCUUUCCAAACUCGUUCUGUCGGCUUUGGCCAUGCAGUACGACCCCGGUCUGCAAAACGGCGACAAGCCGAACAGGUUGGAGUCGGACAUCACGGAGCUCGAGCGUGCUGUCGUGGCUUUUGUCACGGACAUGCACAACUUCCAGGAGCAGAACGCACGGGGGCAGCCGUUGCCGACGAAGCGUUUGUUCGGUGUGUUCUCCACUGCGAGCAUAGGCUUGGGUUUGCCGGGGGCUGGUGUCGGUGCGACAUGGAAGGGCUUCGGAUACGUCGCCAUGGAUGCGACUGGCCAGCCGCCCAUGCAGGUUCUGUCCGCCAAUCAGGUCUCCGACAUGAAGACGGCGGUAAAGAGCCUUUCGGAAGCGUUGGGUGGGGUAACGAUGCUUCUGAAGCGUCCAGACCUGCCUAUUGAGCACGUACGCUUCGAGACUCAGAAUGCCAUUGCACAAUUAUAUUCCACGCUGGAAUUGGUCAACAACAUCGAUAUCGCGCGCCACGUCGACGUCGACGGUGUCAGCGUAUCUAAUGCGCAAUACCCGCCGCGCGGGCCCUACGCAGAGAUGGUGGAGAACGCUCGCUUACUCAUGCGAACGCUAGAGGCUUCCGUGCAGUCGCUAUUCGAUGAUGGAGCCACCCUGUUCAUCGCUGUCCAGAGUCUCGGACAGACUUACUCUAGCGAGGAAGACUAUGCGAUCCGGGACUACAUCGACGCGUUGCUGGUCGCGAUCGUCGCGAAUGCUAAUGUGUCUGUGCAGAGUCUGGAGUCCCUGCUCGUCGUAGGCUACGACCAGGCGAACUCGAGUCAGCAUGACUACCGCAGCUCGAUCGACUGGCGGUUGUCUCGCCCGCCGGACGUGUUGGAUCCUGAGGCACCGCUCGACUUCGAGGCUGCGUUGAGCCGGCCGGCUCCGAGAACCCUGCCCUCCGAGCCGAUCAUGAGCACGUUCGACAUGGGCGGCCGUAUGCGCUCGGACAGUUCGGUGGAGGCGCCGCCUUGGUCCAGCCAACAGUCCGUAUCGGCGACGGAGGAAACGCUUGUCGCUCCUUCGCCUGAGCCUUCGGAGAUUGAGGAGGACGAGGUUGACGUGCAAUUGCCCAAGUCGCCGCCUCGCGGGAAGCCUGGUGCAUCCAAGAUCAAGAAGUUCUUCGGAGACGAUGCACCGUCUCACAUCAUUGAGAAGAUUAACGCCGAUUCUAAGCCGUGGUAUUUGCGUCCAAACUACGACAAGACAGAGAUCAUGAUGGAGCCGGACGGCUCCGUCAGGGCUGGUACCCCUGCGGCCCUAGUAGAGCGCCUGACUGCACACGAACAAGGAGACACCGCGUUCAACCAGAACUUCCUGCUGACGUUCAAGUCGUUCAUGACUGUCGAUGACCUCUUCGAUCUUCUCGUGAAGCGGUUCUACAUUCAGGCUCCUCCCAACCUCUCACCGGCUGAGUUCGAGGAAUGGUCCAAGCUCAAGCAAAGUAUCAUUCGGUUGCGUGUCUUGAACAUUUUCAAGACAAUGGUCACAGAUGACGGUAUCCUGGAGAAGAGCGACUUGUACAUCUUGGGUCGUUUGAAGGAGUUCGCGUCCAACGAGGAUGUCGUCAACGUCGCCGCUGCCAAGCAAUUACUCAUUUUGAUCGAGCGAAGUCAAAAAGGAGGCGAUGCGCCGAUCAAGGUCACCCCAGUCCCCAUUGCUUCGCCAGCACCUCUAUAUCCCCGGAAUAAUCGGAAGAUCAAGUUGCUCGACAUCGAUCCUAUUGAGAUUGCAAGACAACUCACUCUCAUGGAGUUUGCGAUGUACAAGAAGAUUAGGCCAAUGGAAUGCUUACUACGGUCAAAGGAGUCGAAACCGGGCAAGCACAACGACAAUUUCUCGCAGAUCAUCCAGCUCAGUAAUCGGAUUGCAAAUUGGGUUGCAGAGUCUGUGCUGGAUCGAGAAGACUCUAAGAAGCGUGCAUUGAUUGUCAAGCAUUUCAUUACCGUCGCUGACCGUUGUCGUACUCUGCAAAACUUUUCGACUAUGACGGCCAUCGUCUCGGGCUUGGCUACCCCACCGAUUCGACGGUUGAAGCGAACCUGGGAGCAGGUCAAUGCGCGUGCUAUGAAUCAGCUACGGGACUGCGAGUCGACCAUCGACACGGCAAAGAACUUCACCAACUACCGUCAGACACUGGCGCGGAUCACACCACCUUGUGUACCCUUCAUUGGUGUCUACCUCACGACGCUAACUUUCAUCAACGACGGUGCUGGUGACAAGCUCGGAGACAACAUGAUCAACUUCCGCAAGCGGCAGAAAGCGGCAGAGGUCAUACAGGACAUCAAGCGAUGGCAAUCCAAACCAUAUAACUUCCAGACUGUCGCAUCUAUUCUACUUUACCUCGAAGAAUGCUUCAACAAGUACGCCGACGGUUUCGACUACGCCGAUCAGUUCUGGAACCUCAGUCUCGAGCGCGAACCUCGAGAGCGGGAGGACGAGAAGAUGGCUAGGCUGCUGCAGGAAAGUGGCUUCCUAUAGUUGUGCUUCGUGCUAUUGGACAUUUGGUGCUCUUGAUUGGUCUGUGCGCAUUGCUUGUAACGUUAUAUCUCUCAUACUUGACUUAUUCCUGCUGUAUGAUAGUUAUACCUGCUGUGGAUAUAUGGAUAGCAUUGGAUUUAUGUAUUGUACUCCAUACCAUGCCAUAAUGCUCAAAUCCACAAUUGCUAUGU
Molecule: messenger RNA, 4263 nt
Organism: Rhodofomes roseus
Lineage: Eukaryota; Fungi; Basidiomycota; Agaricomycetes; Polyporales; Fomitopsidaceae
Product: ras GEF
Exons: 10
Coding region: 113-4072 (1319 amino acids)
Biological process (GO): Ras protein signal transduction; positive regulation of GTPase activity
Cellular component (GO): plasma membrane
Molecular function (GO): protein binding; guanyl-nucleotide exchange factor activity
Source: RefSeq, a predicted model, not a curated record